This is a messenger RNA of Gasterosteus aculeatus aculeatus (three-spined stickleback), 5926 nucleotides long. Lineage: Eukaryota; Metazoa; Chordata; Actinopteri; Perciformes; Gasterosteidae. The record is from RefSeq and is a predicted model, not a curated record.
CAGAGAGUUAUAGUCAUGCUAGAAAAUGUGAAUCCUUUGUGGUCGUCUCAUUUUGUGCAGGACGAGUGUGUGUUGGAGCCCGAGAUAUACGUCCGAGCAGAGAGGCUGUUUCGGAUACUGCUGCACUAUGUCACAGAUUUCUUGGUGUGGGAGGAGAGCCUUGAACCACCGGAGGAGCUGCAGCCCCUGACAAAAGACAAUGCCUACUACUGCGUACUGUACAACGAUGAGCACCACUCGUACGACCAUGUGAUCUACACCCUGCAGCGCUCUGUUAACUGUGAUCAGGCCGAAGCACAGACGCACACCGCACUUAUUGACAAAGAGGGUCGGCGGGCAGUAAAGAGAGGGACCCUUCGUUCCUGUCAGCAAGCUAGAGAUCUCAUCAGGUCCAACUCCGAGCACAUUUCCCUGCAGCCACUACGCGUGGAGAUCCUUCAUGCAGCAGUAAUGGCUCAUCAAACCUUUGUGCUGCGCCUCGGCCCCUGGUUCCAAAAGAUCAUCAGUUACUCAGUGGGCUUCAGACAGGCCUUCUGUCAGGUGGCGCUAGAGACGACUGCAGACGGAGACCAGCCUUGCCUCAUCAGCAGACUCAUGCUGCACGAUGCCAGGAUGUACAAAGGAGCACGCAAGAUCGUACAUGAACUGAUUUUCUGUAGCAUGCUAAUGGAGACAGAGUUCAAGAGACUUUUUGCAAUUCAGUUCACAAAGUACUACAAGCAGCUACAAAAGGACUUUAUAAUUGAUGACCACGAGAGGAGCAUCUCCAUCACUGCUCUGUCUGUUCAGAUAUUCACUGUACCCACAUUGGCCAGACAACUCAUCGAAGAGGGCAAUGUCAUUAAAGUUAUAGUCGGCACGGUCAUGGAAUUGCUGCGUGAACAUCUGGAUAACAACAAUCGCUUCUUCUUCCUUGGCUACAACUCUGACAAGUUCUCACGAAUCCAGAUCAUCUUCCACGACCUCAGGUAUAUUCUGAUCAGCAAACCCUCGGUAUGGACUGAGGAGCUGCAGAGAGAAUUCUUGGAGGGAUUCCGAGACUUUCUUGGGCUUCUCAAAUGCAUGCAGGGUAUGGAGGAAGUGAAGCGCCAGUUUGGUCAGCACAUUGCGGUGGAGCCAGAAUGGGAGGCUGGCUUUUCUCUUCAGAUCCAGCUCCGCCACAUUCUUGCUAUGUUUCAAGACUGGUGUUCCUCGAACGACGAGAUCUUGCUGCUUGCAUUUGAAGAGUGCCACAAAGUCCUGAUGCAGUGCAAUAACCAGCCCUUCCAUCGGGAGGCCACUAACUACCACAUGUUGAAGCACGUCCUCCACAUUCGUCCCUACAAAGUGUCUCAAGAGCCAGUCAGCAUACAUCUGCCUAUCUCCAGGCUACUGGCAGGUCUGUAUGUAAUAAUGUGCAGAACAAGGGCAGUUGAGCGUCUGGAUAACCCCGAGCGCUUUGACCACACCUUGCUGGCAGAGCAUCCUCUGCGCUGUGUGGUGCUGGCUGCGCAGGUCUCUGCUGAAAUGUGGCGGAGAAAUGGAAUUUCAUUGGUCAGCCAGGUCUACUACUAUCAGGAUGUAAAAUGCAGGGACGAGAUGUAUGAUAAGGACAUUGUCAUGCUUCAGAUAGCUGCUUCCAAAAUGGACCCCAACCACUUCCUCAUGCUGGUCUUGUUGCGAUUUGAGCUCUUUGACUAUUUCAAAGGAAGUAUAAACAAAGACCAGGAUGAACUGAUACAGUGGAACCGCUUGACAGAAGAGAUGCUGUACCUCCUUAUCGUCGUGAUCGGGGAGCGCUAUGUCCCCGGUAUCAGUCAGGUGACCAAAGAGGAUGUGACCAUGAGGGAGGUGAUCCACCUGCUGUGCAUUGAGCCCAUGGCCCAUAGCAGCCUGGUUAAGGGUCUGACGGAGAACGAGAGCCACGAAACUGGCCUGGAGAGUGUUAUUACCAAAGUUGCAACCUUCAAAAAACCAGGAGUUUCGGGGCACGGAUUGUAUGGAGUAAAAAAGGAGCGUCUGGUCGAAUUCAACCCUUUCUUCUACCAUUAUUCCAGAUCACAGCAUAGCAAGGCAGAAGAGUCUCAGAAGAAGAGGAGGACUCAUGAAGGUCACGACAAAGCUCUGCGUCCUCCGAUGCCUCCCGCCUUCUGCCCAGCCUUCUCCAGCAUAGUGCGUCUGCUCAGCUGUGACAUUAUCGUCCACAUCCUGAGACACACCCUGCAGAGAGCUGCAGAGGACCGGGCAACCCAUUGGACCGAAGCCAUGAUCCAGAGGGCCCUGCACUUGAUAGGCCAGGCUUUGCUCGAAGAGAAAACCCAACUUGAGGACAGCACGAUGGAGGAAGUGGCCUUUGAUUUCAGCCUCAAGGCCCGCAGAAUUGGUUCAGAACACGGAAAGUCAGUCUUCCUCUUGUUGUCAAAGAUUAAGGCCGUUCCUUCCCUCGAGGCCCAAAAAGACAUGGUUAAAUGGGUUUUACAGAUGUUUGAGAUCGUCAAGUGCCUUAGAGAGAAGUCCAGUCCAACAGCUUCCAUGAGUGUGGAUACGACCAAGCCAGAAGAGAGUGCUCAGGACAAAGAGAAAGCUGAGCGCAAAAGGAAGGCCGAUGCCGCCAAACUCCACCGCCAGAAGAUCAUGGCCCAGAUGUCAGCAAUGCAGAAGAACUUCAUUGAGUCAAACAAGUUGCUGUACGAUAACAUGCCGGAGAGUGGGACACAAGGGGAGCCUGUUGCUACUACGGCGAGCUGUGCUAUGGAGCACAGUGAGCUGUGUGUAGCCAUCGGGCCCCAGCGAGGGUCCUCUCCGGCCGAGAGGGAGCUGCUGACCUGCAUUCUUUGCCAAGAAGAACAGGAGGUUGCGGCGCAGGCUCCCGCCAUGGUACUGACGGCGUGUGUCCAGAGGUCCACGGUGCUGACGCAGUGCAGAGGCAGGAUACCGGCCAAUAGAGCAGAUGGGACAGUGACAUCAUAUCCCCUCUUCAUGGCUCCCGAACUGGCAGUUGGAACCCACACUGGCAGCUGUGGACAUGUCAUGCAUGCCACAUGUUGGCAAAAAUACUUUGAGGCCGUUCAGAACAUGACCAGGAACCGGCUCCAUGUUGAGCUGAUCAUCGACCUGGAGAAUGGAGAGUACCUGUGUCCCCUGUGCAAGUCUCUGUGCAACACCGUUGUCCCGCUCAUCCCGUUUGAAAGGUUAAUGUUCAACUAUGAAAACGCAGAGAUAAUUGGAGAGCAUUUGACUCUGUCCCGCUGGAUCCAGAUCCUCACUGCCAGGAUUAGAGGACUCAAGUCAGUCACUCAAGAAAAUGAUUGCAACACCGAGGGCAGCAGUGUUGAUGGGGACCCGGGGCUGUGCGGAGAGGGCCAGGCGGACUUCAGAUCCAUCCUGAGCUACGGAGUACAAGAACCGAGGAAGUUCUCCGACAGCAUACUGGAGAUGCUGGUUGUUUGUGCCACCACGGUCCACAGGGUGGGACUGCAGACGGCACCCAACGAGCUGUGUCCACGUGUUCCCAUCAUGGCUUGGAACACGUGUGCCUUCACUAUUCAGGCCAUCGAAAACAUAUUGCAGGAAGAAAGCAAGUCACUCUUCGGCUCCUUACAAAACAGACAGCUCGCCGGUCUGAAGGCAAUUGUUCAGUUUUCCGCCGCUCAGAGAAUUAAGAGUUCCCAGGCUGUCAUUCAGAGGCACUUUAACGACAUGUUGGGGGUGUUGCUGCCGGCCAUGGGCAGAAAGAACACCCCUUCUCCUCUGGAGGUGGACUUCUUCCAUCUUCUGGUGGGGUUGGUGUUGUCUAUACCUGCACUCUAUCAGGAGGAGGCUGUGGACUUGCAGCCGUCCGCUGUCAGUUCUGCCUACAACCACCUGCACAUCCUUCAUCUGGUGACCAUGGCGCACAUGCUGCAGGUCCUCGUUUCCUCUACAGAUUUCCCCGCUGUAGCUGGAGAGGAGACGGAGGAGUCGAAAGCUGCAGCAGAGCUCUACACUACAGUGUCGCAACACACUGAAAGGCUGAUUCCAGAUGUGUCCGGCAUCUCUGUGGCAGAAAGAGUGAAGAGAGGAAUUGAACCUUUCCUGCGCUGUGCUGCUCUCUUUUUUAAUUGCCUUACAGGAGUACAUCCCCCAGAGGAGCUUUUUAGUACUGCUGUCGCCUCUCAAGGACAGUUGGAGGCGCUGUGCGGCUACUUGGCACUACCCUCCAAUCUGUUCCAGCUCUUCCAGGUGCACAGAGACACUGUUACUCCACUGCUGAAAAGCUGGUGUGGCAGUCUAGCUGUGACCAAAGCCCUGAAAGGCAAAAAUCAGACCGUCAGAUACCCGAGGAGAAGGAAUCGUUUGGUUGAUCUUCCUGAGGAUUACAGUGCUCUCCUCAAUCAAGCCAGCCAUUUUCAAUGUCCCAAAUCUACGGACGACGACAGGAAGCAUCCGACCUUGUGCCUGUUUUGCGGCGCCAUCUUGUGCUCUCAGAGCUCCUGCUGUCUCAGCCAGCUGGAUGGAGAAGAUGUGGGAGCUUGCACUGCCCACGCUGCUACCUGCGGGGCCGGAGUGGGAAUGUUCCUCCGGAUAAGAGAGUGUGAAAUUGUACUGAUGGCAAGUAAAACUCGAGGAAGCACAUAUCCUGCUCCUUACCUGGAUGAUUAUGGGGAGACUGAUCCUCACCUUGGAAGAGGCAAUCCACUCCACCUUUGCCCAGAGCGCUACAAGAAGCUGAACCAGCUGUGGCAGCAGCAUUGCAUCCUGGAAGAAAUCGCCCGCAGUCUAGAGGUGGUCAACGUGAUGUUUGCAUUUGAGUGGCAGAUGUUGUGAUGAUCGCUGCAGCUGUGGUGGCCGGGAAGUAAAGAGCACAGCCAUAGAGCACAAUCUGCUCCAGUGCUCCUUAGGCAGACAGACAGACAGACAGACAUACACACACAUAUACAUACAUACAUACAUACAACCCUCCUGCAAUCAAAGGAGGUCUGAGCAGCCAGUCCCUCUCUGAGGACACCCCUGGCGGGGUCAGUAGAGUUGGGACACUCGAAGGAGGGAGGGUAGCGCAGCGUAACGAGUAAACCCAAGUCGCCUUGUUUUAAUUUGAUUGUCUGCUGUAAGGAGUUUCUGCUAGAGAAAUGGCAUUUGCAAAGAGACACAUUCAAAUAAAGACACGCAUCAGAUACACACCAACGUGUUUUAGUUAUCAGUUUAUAUAUAUCAUUUCUUUCAGUAAUGCUGUGAAUUUUCUGCAUUCUCUUUUAGUUCUAUACAGUUAUGAGUUGUCAUAAGUUAUUCUUCUUAUUCUGCUGUUUCAGAGGGUAUAUUCAUUUAGAAAUCAGUUAUAUAGUCAGAUCUUUCACAUUUUGGCCUUUUCCCAUUCACUAUGUAAACUAAAUAAUGGAGCCACAUACGGUCACCCGUACUCACAUAUAUAAGCGUAUGUAAUGAAUAAAACAUUUAUAAAAGAUACAUUAUUUUCAAAGCUGUAUUAAAAACAAACUCUGUAGUCUGAGAGAAGUAUACAGUAACCUGCUUCCAUAAGUUCCUGAUAAGCAUUUUGACUCUAUAACCCUUUUUGAUGUCCUGAACGACCUUAAGAAUCCUUUUGUGAUUUCUAUAAAACGAUGCUACCAUAGUCUUCAUGAUAUAAUUCUAUGACUAAAAAACCCUAUUUGGCCAAAGUAAUCAGAUCAGAUAUCCACUGUAUAUUAAUAAUACAAUUCAUAAAGGGGCCCCAUGCUAGACAGUAAUAUUUCAACAUCUAGUGGUAUUUAAAAAAAAAAUGCAAUAUUCUAUUUAAAAGCGAAAUUUACUUUAUAUUGAAAAUAAUCUAAGGUAGCAUAUGAUAUCUUUUUUUUGGUUAUUACCCCUGUUCAGGAAAAUAUGUGAAUUUAAAAUGUUCUCCUUUUGUGUUGUUUGACAGUAUUGCAUAACUUCCAGGCUAUAGAAAUAAAGUCAUUAGCCUAUAUACAGA